Molecule: messenger RNA, 10325 nt
Organism: Pseudopipra pipra
Lineage: Eukaryota; Metazoa; Chordata; Aves; Passeriformes; Pipridae
Gene: TRAF7
Product: TNF receptor associated factor 7
Exons: 20
Coding region: 7572-9584 (670 amino acids)
Molecular function (GO): protein binding; zinc ion binding
Source: RefSeq, a predicted model, not a curated record
CUCCGGGUGUUGGGUGUCAGCCCAUAGCAGCACUCCCUGGGAAGCUGCUCUGCUUCAGCCGUCACAGCAGGGAGGGAGGAACUGUUUCCAUCCCUUGGUGGAGACCUGGAAUCCAGCACCAGUUUGGAAGUGGGUACCUGUGGCCUGUCCAACAGCCAGAGCCCUGUUGUGCUGGUUUUAUGAUCCUUCAGAGUGACCUUUGCGAGGACGUGGAACUUUUGAUUGCAACUCAGCAAGUGUGUUCCCCGGCUGUUCCUGGUGGUUUCAGGGCUGGGAAGUCCUCGGUUUUCCUUAGGCAGAGUUGUGAGCGUGGAAGCCAAGUUUGUGAGGAGAGGCUGUGUCCAGGUGCCUCCCCUUUGAGUCACCCUGGGGGAGUGUUAGGGGGCUGUGGGACACUGAACAGUGCUGCUGCCUCAAAGCUGUCCGUAGAUUUGCCAUGGUGCAAGUGUCCACAGCCACUGAUUCCUUUUGGAAUCCAAGAUUCAGCAUUUGUUCCUCUGAGGGUCACAGUUUGAUCAAUGAAUGUAGGUGUCUACAUUGUGUGUCCUGCUUGUUCUCAGUGGCAAAGUCCAAGGCAACUGUACAAAAAAAAGAGCGGGUAACUGGAAUUUACUGGGUCAUUUUUCUUUGUGAAGGAGCUGAUGUGUUUCAGCCUGAUCUUUGAAGUGCUCCAAUUGCACCCAGAGGGCAAGAAUGUGUCAUGAAGUUUCAAAGCUUUGGAGGAUGCUGGGGGGGAGCAGGGGGUGGAAGUGAUACUUUGUGCUUUUUGAUUUAUGUUUAUGGGCUCAGGUUUCUUAUGACUUUAAUCUGGAAGAAUCCCAUAAUGUGAUGGGCUGGUUACAGCUUUCCAGAGGAGUGCAGUGCAGCCAGUAAGGCAAAGCAGUUGGAAAAGGCCUCAGUGGUGGCACAGGAAUCGAGGAAUGAAGGAGAGGAGGAGCUGUGAUUGCCUUGGGUCUAGCAGGGCUCCAGAGAGGAGGAUCAGAGGUGAGACAAACGUUCCUCUGGCUCCCUUGGGAGAACAGAGGCUGAAUCUCUCCAUAUCCCAGGCUUUGCUGCUGACCUGCCAUGUCUUAGAAGCUUUUUAGAUGAGUUGCAAGCCCCUCUAUCGACCAGAUUGGCAGCAGCGGGGCCUGAGCCAGCCCACAGGGCCCUGUGGGGUCUUGGCAGCCAUUUGGUCUCUCUGUCAAGCAAGGCUGAGGAGCACCAGUGAGCACCAGUUGUGGUGUGAGUGGUGUAAGUGACUAUUCUCAGCUUUUAAAGCCUGAUAAUUCUUAUCAACAUGGGGUGACCAUUUCCUCUCAAGGAACUGCAGCAGAACUGAGAUUUUUGCCUUGGAGAAGUAGGGUGUUGUUGGUUUGGGGGCUUGGUUGGGGUUUUAUUCUUUUUCCUUAACCAAAUCCCCAAUUUAACAAUGUGAUGGUGUCUGAGUGGGCCUGUUCUUUGAGGGAGGAUGUGGAAAAGCACAAGCUGUGAAAGGCACAGCACGAAGCUGCAGCGUUAGGGCCAACUUUUAAAGCACCUUUUGAUUCUGGUCUUUGUGUGGAGGAGCUCUGGACGUGCCUGUUCCUGCCAGCCUGGCUGCCCAGCAGUGACUGUGCAGCUGCUGAGCCCAGACACGGCAAUUUGGGUUGGAGGGGUCAGAACUACUGAGCCCUGGUCUGCAAAACAGAAAUGGUGUAGUAGGUGGGUGCUUCCAGGUUACCAAAAAUGGAAGUAAAGCUUCAAAUGUAGCUUUUUGUGUCAUGGAACAGUAUUGAACAUUGGCCUCUGUCCUUCCUUUUAACUUCAUUUUCUUGGGGGGAGGGGAAAAAUGAGAUGCUUUGUUCCACCAGAGCAAUCACUUUUGAUCCAGUUAUGGGCACAUCUGAAAGUUACUGCUUCAGGUUUUGACAUGAAGUAUGACAAAAAAAAUCUUCUAUCCCAAGGAGUCAUUAUCCGUUAGGAAAAGCACCAUAUGACAUGAUUUCCCAUUCUGAACCCCGUUUGCUCAAAGGCAUGGCCACGUUCAAGCAGCUGUUGAAUGUGCUCUCACAGCCCUGUGGUUGGUGGAAGCGCUGGUAAAAGCAGCAGCAAUUAAAAAUAUCAGUUUUAUUUUUAUUGAUGACAGCUCAAUACAAUUUUGGUCUCAGGAAAGUUUGUAUGACUUACAGGAGAAACUUCUGAACAAUACAAAGACUGUUCCCCAGAACCCAACACCCACCAGAUGGAGGUGCCACGUUCUGUCAGUAAGGCUGAACUUCUGUUCUGGUUUUAUGUCCUUCUAGCACUGACUGCACAUCUUGGCAUACGAUCCUGGCCUUUGAGAGGCCUCCCAAAGAGUGUAAGAAAUGUCCUGCUGGGUCAGAGCAUCAGUUCUGUCUUCAGCAGCUGUGGAAAUCAUGGAAUCCUCGAAUGGUUUGGGUUGGAAGGACCUUACCCUAACCUGAGGAGUGACCAUUGGGCUCCACCCUCUGCUUCCUGUCUGGUGACUGACUUGAGAGGUGUCUAUCUCAGGGAUCUGGGGUAGCUCAGCAUUCUGAGGCCUGUGUUUUACAAGUCAGACCAGAUGCUCAUAGUCCUCAUCACCAUGAGAUAUGGGUAGUCACAGAAUAGUUAAUUAGAGUUGGAAGGGACCUCUGGAGACCAUCUAGUGUAACUCCCUGCCAAGGCAGGGUCACCUAGAGCAGGUAACCGUGUUCUUAAAGCCCUGUUAAUGCAGCUCACAAGCUCUUUUGGGUGGUAUUUCCACCACAGAUACCAGGGAAGCCAGUGUGACUGUCACCAGGCUGUCUCUGGGAUUUGAGAUGUUCCCUUGCUGGUCGCUGUGGGCCACUAAGAACCAGUUCACAGAACGUGUGGGCAACACCUUGGUCCUGCAGAAGGACAAGGUAGACAGCCUGCCCCAACUGGGCUGGAUAUACUGGCCCUGUGACCUCCCCCAGAGGAGCCCUGGAUGUGUGAGAGCUUGGGAUAUGGACAAGGAGGUGGGGGUAGCCCCCAAAGCCACCCCCUGCUCUUGGCACCCGUGUGCCUUCCCCUUGUCCCGUGGAGCUGGGCUGUGGGAGCUUUUCUCAGAGUAUUUCCCUGGGGAUGUGCCAAUACUCUCAAGGAUGUGUAACCCUUCUCAUCCUCACUGUGGUGUUGUAAGAGGAACAGAAGCUCUUAUGCCAUAAAUACCCAGGCUGUGAGAUAAGGAAGUUCACGUCACCCAGGGGCUGUUCCAGCCGGAGCAGGAUAACCCAUGCCUGUCUUUCCCGCUGGCAAACACUCCUGCUGUGGAUGAUUUUGCUGCUCCAGUGGUUUCCUUGGGGGUGAAUAACCUUGGAGAGGGCUUCAAUGGAGAGAGGAAGGAGGGGGGAAAGAAGAACCAGCAGAUGUAGGACACACUGAGCGUCACGGGCUGGCGGUUGCGUAAGGCAAAGGAAACUCUUGCUGGUGUCUUGGCAGGGAGACACUGUGGGACUCUGCAGCUGCCAGUCGUGGCACGUGUCACCUGCAGGACCUACUGCCGUGCCCGUGGCUCACCUGGAGAGCAGCCAGAGCACACAGCCCAGCAGUGCCCUGGUGCCUGCAAAGGUGGGGUUCCUGCACUGGGAACUGGCUCUCGACAGGACCAGGCAGGUUAUGUGAUGUUUGUGAGGUUGGGAUACUCUACUGUCCCUUCUCCUUGUGCCAUGUCCCCCCUUCAAAGCCUUGGCCUUUGUGCUUGGUUGUAAGGAUCUUCUGGGAAUAACUGUGUGUGCUCUGGGGGCGGAGAGAAGGCAGAUGCCACCAGACCCCUCUUCAGCAUGGCCAGUGGUUCUCUGCCCACGGCAGGGAUUGGAACUGGGUGACCUUUAAGGUCUCUUCCAACCCAGACCAUUCCAGGAUUCUAUGAUUAGCCAGGCCACUGGUCCCAGAGGUGAUUCUUCUCCCUGCUUUGAGGUGCAGUGGCAGGGUUGGCAGCAGUGUGAUCCAUGGCUGAUCCCACUGGAUCUCCACUCAGCAGUAGGAAGAGCGCUGCUUCCCCCAGCUGCCUCUGCAGCUACUGGUGGUUGGGUUUCUCCUUGCUUGGAUUACUACAGAAGGAUUUUAAGGCUUUUCUUCUCGCUGAGUCUCAAAAGCCUGAGUUGAUCCCCAUGGUGUGCAAAUGCUGAAACUCAUCCCUUCCCCUCCCUCGCAUCUGCUUACGAUCAGCCGUGGGAUUUACUGGAUAGCUGGUCCCCACUGCUUCCUUUUCCAGGGUAGAUUUUUUCCCCUCUUUGUUUACUCUAAAAAACACUGAAGUUGCAUGGUAAAAAAAAAAAAAGUAUUAGAAAAAUUAACUCUGGGCAAGGAGAAUCUGGGUCACAGGCUGGGAUCCCCAGGAGGGACACGCAUCCUCCAGGCCUGGAGCACAGGACAGUGUAGCAGGCAGGGUUCAGAUGCCAGGCAAAGGUGUAGAAAUCUGGCAGAGAUUUUUGCAAGUGCUGUAGGAAUCUGAUAUUAAUAUUGACAGGAUCAGCUCUUUUCUGCCUCCUUUUAACUUGCUUGAUACCAGUUGGAAAAGGCCUUUCUCAGUACCUCUGGGAAGAUGGGAGGAGCUGUGCUCUGGAGAGGUGUCUGCUCUGCUGAAAUGCUCCUGCCUUUGGUGGGUGCAGAGAUUUGGGCUGAAAUCAGAUAUUCCUGUGGCUGCUGGUGUUCUUCAGCCUGGCUGAUAUUCCACUCAGCAUUUUUCCCAUUGCUCAUGUUCCUCUGCUCUCUGUUCAGAGCAGACAGAGCAGGUCCCUGCUGCUACUUGCAGGUAGGUUGCUCAGCCAAGCUGCAGAGCACAGGUCGUGCUUAUGGACAGUGAGUGGAAAAUCCCCGUUCUCUUCCUCACUUCGGAUUUAUCCAAGCUCUGUUGCAUCUGUUUGAGUGUGAUUUUGGGGCAGGGUGAGACUGGAGAUGCUUCCUUAGUGCCUCUCCAGGACACUUUUCCAUGGCCUGUGGGUUAUCCCUGGGAAGUUCCCAGGCAGGUGCUGUAGGGGUCAUUGUAGUGGCUCAGGUGCCUGCAGUCACUGUUGGUUGCACGUCUGAUCCAAUGUUUAAGGAUAUUCCAGAACUCCUCAAGCUGUUGGUUGUCCCCAUUUUUGGUUUUCCCUGUCUCCGAGUGCUUUCCCAUCACUCCAUCUGUUACAUCUGAAGGUGAUACAUACCCUGAAAAUGAGAAUGAAGCUUCUGUAGGAGUCUCCAGACAGCCCACAAUCCACCAUUAGGAUGGGCUUCCUCCCUUUCCAUCUGGGAAUGAUUGUUUGCCCUAAAACCCAAUAGGAAUAUUUUAUAUGCGAGGUUCCCUUAAUGCUGACACGAAUGGUGAGGUGGGAGCAUAUCCCUGCUCUUGGCUUUGAGCAGUGCAGGAUAAAGGGUCACUGGGUAGAUGUUGCUGAGGUUCUCUGAAGAAGGAAUCAUGGAUUCAUAUCCCUGAAAAGUGAGUCCCUCUAUUUCUACCUUAGUGGAAAUGACCAGAGCUUAGCUGCAUUGUUACACAUAGGGAGCCUAUGGAGAGGGGAAAUUCAGGGAUACAUGCAGGCGAUGAUUAAGGAUGAGAUAAUGCAGCCUUGAGACAUGAGACCCCAGGAAAUGUGGCAGUUUAUGCCAUCACUCGUGGAAGUACUUGGCUUUGCUUUAUUUAUAAGCACUACAUCAUCUGGAGACCCCAGCUGGACACCUUUUUGACUCUUUGAUCUUCAGGCUUUGUAGUCCAGAAAUGCUGUGCAGAAGAGGGGAAUUUUUGCUGGGAGGAAGCUCCAGGGCUUGGUCCAAGGCUGCUGGAGGGUGAGAGGCUGGGUGGGGUUCAGACCUCAUGGGGCCACAGCCAGUGUUACCCAAAAAAUUUGCCUGCCCUCUCCCACCACCCACCCUCCCAGUUCCCUCUAAUCUCUGUGCCCUAAGGAACACUGACAGGAAUAAAAGGAUCUGAUGGCCACAGCCAAACUUCUGGCUUGCUGGAGCCCAGCUUUAAACUCGGCAGGUCUCCCUGAUGCAGCAGCACAACACUGCUUCAGUCCUGCUGGUUUUGAGACAGCUCCAGCAACUCUGCUCAGCAUCUCCUGAGGGAUCUGGCAUUUGCAAAGAGCCAGGACAGUGCUGUCACAUGUGUGGAAAACAUUAUCCAGAUCCCUGGUUUUAAGAUGGUUUUGGGUUUGGCUUCGGAGUUUCUGUUUGUUUGGUUUUUCAUUGGAAUUUUUGUGGAGAUUUUUUUUUUGUUGUUUUAGACUGUAGCUUUUUCUGAGAAUUUAGUCCUGAGUAGCAAUUCCCUGGAUUCUGCUGCUGCUGUUUCUGGCUGCCUGACAGCUGUUGGAUCCAGAGCUGCAGGGAGCACCAGGAAGUGCUGUGUCAGGCCCUGAGCAGAGCCUUGGUCAAGGACAGCUCGAGUGUCACCUUUGCAGUGUUUAAAAUGCAGGUGCAGGGUGUGCCCAGCCCCGUGUGCAGGCAGCCUUGUGCCAGGGCUCUCCAGGGAGGUGGGAAUCCCUGGACAAGUCCCCAGUCACAGCUACAUGGUGGGACCCUGUCUCUCUUUGAGCCUCAGUUUCCCUUUCUGUAAAGUGGAGAAAUCACGGUGGUGGUUCUGUAAGGAGCUUGGAGAUUUAGGACUUGUCACCUCCAAACCAGGGAAAACCAACUGCUGGAAACCCCUGAGAGAUUUCACCUCCCAGCAGCUGGCAGUGGGAGCAGCAGGAGUGUGGAAGCCUGGCUGGAGCAGAGCCAUCUCACAGGACCAGGAGCUCUGCGUUGGGGACACCUGUGGGGUGUUCCUUACAAGACUCUUGUCCUGCAGAAAGGGAUUUUUGUUGUCUCAGUAAACCCUUUUUGGCCUGUCUGUCCUCACUGGAGGUGUGUGUCUGUUUAGCCCCUGGACUGCUGCUGGCAGUGAAAAUACCAAGACUUACCUUGGACAGAAAGGGGUCUCUUAGUCAGGAUUCUUCUGGAGCAGUUUAUUCCCAGAGCACAGAGCCCCUUGGGCAGGCUGGGACAGCCUGGGAGUGCAAGCAGAACCUGCUGGCUGCAGGGAUGGAGCCUGGGAGGAGAGCUCAGUGCCCAGCUGAGCCCUUGGCUUCUCUCAGGGAAAGUCCUGCUUGAGCCAGAAGUGCCUCCAUGUGAUGGCAGAGAAGGUGCAGCUCCUUCCUAAGGGUACCUGGCUCCAAAGGAGACUGAGAGCAUCUUGUCAGAUCCGCUGGGAUAACAGCAUGAUUGUGCCCUGAAGCACCAUCGAGUUCCAGCUGAGGUUAAAGAAAGCAAACUCCAGGUGUUUAUGCAGGUUAUUGUUGUGGAAUUCUUGACUUUGCAAACUUGAGCUUAGUGAAAAUCUGUGUAAACAGUGGAAAAAGAGAAAUGAGCCCCUUUUUAAAAGAUAAUAUUUUUAGAAAAUGCUGAACUCUCAUCCAGGAAUGAUUCAAAGGAAUCUGACUUUGUCCUUGCCUCUUCCUCCUGAAAAUCCAGGUUUAAGUGAGUUUAGGUAAACACUUGGACUUAGUGCUGCAGGAGAGUGUUCUCUGAGCCCAGGAAAAUACAUACAAUGAACCUAAUUCCCUUUCUGUCUCCCUUCUUCCCCAGAGCAAGCUUCCCAUGACUAACAGAUGCUGGCCUAGAUUAUGAGCUCAAACAAGAACGCUCGCUACAAUCGAUUCUCCAGUGGCACAACAAACAUCACUCCUUCAGAAAACACUAACGGGACGAGAAUGGAAACAACUUUUGGACCAGCCUACUCUGCUGUGACCACCAUCACAAAGCCUGACGGGACCAACACUUUUAAGCAGCACCGCCGGACCCCGUCCUCCUCCAGCACACUCACCUAUUCCCCACGGGAUGAGGACGAUGGCAUGCCCCCGAUCAGCACCCCACGCCGCUCUGACUCGGCCAUCUCCGUCCGUUCAUUGCACUCCGAGUCCAACAUGUCCUUGCGCUCGACGUUCUCACUCCAUGAGGAAGAGGAGGAGCCAGAGCCCCUGGUGUUUGCUGAGCAGCCCUCUGUGAAGCUGUGCUGCCAGCUGUGCUGCAGUGUGUUUAAGGAUCCAGUCAUCACAACCUGUGGGCACACGUUUUGUAGAAGAUGUGCCUUAACAUCUGAGAAGUGCCCCGUGGACAAUGCCAAACUGACCGUGGUGGUGAACAACAUCGCGGUGGCCGAGCAGAUCGGGGAGCUCUUCAUCCACUGCAAGUACGGGUGCCGAGCCGCGGCCAGCAGCAAGCCCACCGCCUUCGAGGUGGACCCCCGAGGGUGCCCCUUCACCAUCAAGCUGAGUGCCAGGAAGGACCAUGAGAGCAGCUGUGAUUACCGGCCCGUGCGCUGCCCCAACAACCCCAGCUGCCCUCCUCUGCUCAAAAUGAACCUGGAGGCACACCUCAAGGAGUGCGAGCACAUCAAGUGUCCCCACUCCAAGUACGGGUGUACAUUCAUAGGAAACCAAGACACUUAUGAGACCCACCUGGAGACGUGCAAGUUCGAGGGUCUGAAGGAGUUCCUGCAGCAGACAGACGAUCGCUUCCAUGAGAUGCAGGUGGCAAUGGCCCAGAAGGACCAGGAGAUCGCCUUCCUGCGCUCCAUGCUGGGGAAGCUCUCUGAGAAAAUCGACCAGCUGGAGAAGAACCUGGAGCUGAAGUUUGAUGUUCUGGACGAGAACCAGAGCAAGCUGAGCGAGGACCUGAUGGAAUUCCGCAGGGACGCCUCCAUGCUGAAUGAUGAGCUCUCCCACAUCAAUGCUCGGCUCAACAUGGGCAUCCUUGGAUCCUAUGAUCCUCAGCAGAUCUUCAAGUGCAAGGGGACCUUUGUGGGCCACCAGGGCCCUGUGUGGUGUUUGUGUGUGUACUCCAUAGGAGACUUGCUCUUCAGUGGCUCCUCAGACAAAACCAUUAAGGUGUGGGAUACCUGUACCACAUACAAGUGCCAAAAGACCUUGGAGGGUCAUGAUGGAAUUGUACUGGCUCUCUGCAUCCAGGGGAACAAGCUGUACAGUGGCUCUGCUGACUGCACCAUCAUUGUCUGGGAUAUUCAAAACCUGCAGAAGGUGAACACGAUCCGAGCACACGACAAUCCUGUUUGCACUUUGGUCUCCUCACACAACAUGCUCUUCAGUGGCUCCCUCAAAGCCAUCAAGGUCUGGGAUAUUGUAGGUACUGAGCUCAAGCUGAAGAAGGAGCUGACAGGUCUCAAUCACUGGGUGCGAGCACUGGUGGCUUCCCAGAACUAUCUCUACAGCGGAUCCUACCAGACCAUCAAGAUCUGGGACAUCCGCAACCUGGAGUGUGUCCACGUGCUGCAGACGUCCGGGGGCAGCGUGUACUCCAUCGCCGUGACCAACCACCACAUCGUGUGCGGCACCUACGAGAACCUCAUCCACGUCUGGGAUAUAGAAACAAAGGAACAGGUCCGCACGCUGACAGGGCACGUGGGGACGGUCUAUGCCCUCGCUGUCAUCUCCACACCAGAUCAAACCAAAGUCUUCAGCGCGUCCUACGACCGGUCGCUCAGGGUGUGGAGCAUGGACAACAUGAUCUGCACCCAGACGCUGCUGCGGCACCAGGGCAGCGUCACCGCCCUCGCCGUGUCCCGCGGCCGCCUCUUCUCCGGCGCUGUGGACAGCACUGUAAAGGUCUGGACGUGCUAGUGAGAGCUUCACACUAGUUCUGCACACUGAAAGACCAAAAACUCUCCCCUCCAUCGGCCUGUGGGUGACCACAUCCUCCGAAAUGACUGCUGCAGCUCCUCCUGCACCAACCACUGCCUGCUGCUGCCCCUGGGCCGGCCCCCCCCGCAGGGAUCCCGGCUGGCGGCUCUCCCGAUGGGUCUGCCCCAUGGAUGCUCCAGAUGUUCCCCCAGAUCUGCCCUAGAUGAUUGGAAAAGCAGAGGAAGCAUAUCCAGUGCCUUCCUCUGCCUGUGUCCCCCCAGCUGGGGACAUCCCUGGGGCCGGGGCUGGGGUGACUCUGUGCCCCAGGGCUCCAGGCCGGGCGAGCACAGCCCUUGGCCAGUGAUGGGACUGGAUGGAUCAGCGUGUCCCAGUGGUGACACUGGGAGGCUGCUCCCCUGGCCAUGGUAGGACUGAGCAUUAGGCCCUGCCCUGGGUGGGCACCCGACCCCUUUCUGUCUCUAGUAUUUAAUUUUACUGCCAAGGCGCCGGGGCCGAUCCAUCCGGGAAGAGGUAUUUCCUUGAGUAGCCAGGUACGAUUUUUAUGCCACAGCUAGUUCUCAAAUCAAGUUCCACAAGCCCAUUGUUCACCACCCUGUAAUUAUGGUCUCCACAUUAAAGACAAAAAGCCUCCGUUGCAUUUUUACUCACAUUUUCUACUGUUUUUAAGAUUGUAAUAUAGAUUUGAUUAUUUCUUCAUUGACAAUAAAAGCAGAAAGAGUU